UGCCGAAAAGAUGAUUCAUCACACAUUUUAAAGUUAAAAACAAGCUUCUGCUAGAAGUGAGAAACAAAAGUUACAUUAAAUUUAAUAAUAGUUUGACGAAAUGUUAUGUUUAUUCUGAAAAUAGAUAUUUUUGCUUUUAUUUGUGAUCUAUAAUCCGGAGCCAUGUAUUUAAAUAGACUUUUAAGCUAUUCAGUCACUAUUUUAAUAAAUGUUUUCUUUUUACCUUCUGCGUUUUCAGAUUUAUAUCCUCAUGUUACUUGUGGAUCGGUCAUAAAAUUAAUAAACAAUCAACUGAAAGUCCGGCUUCACUCUCAUGAAGUUAAGUACGGCUCUGGCAGUGGUCAACAGUCUGUUACUGCUAUUACUGACACAGAUGAUGUGAAUAGUCAUUGGGUAGUCAAAGGAAAAAGUGGAAAAACAUGUAAACGUGGGGAACCUAUACCAUGUGGAAUGACUAUAAGAUUGGAACACUUACAAACUAAAAAAAAUCUCCACAGUCACCAUUUUCAUUCACCUUUAUCAAGUAACCAAGAAGUUAGCUGUUUUGGAGAAAAUGGUGAAGGAGAUACAGGAGAUCAUUGGGUAGUCACCUGUAGUUCUGAUUUUUGGGAAAGAAACGGAAAUGUACGAUUUAAGCAUGCAGACACAGACAUGUGGAUGGCCGUAUCUGGUAAUACUUAUGGUCGACCCAUUGCAGGCCAAAGAGAAGUUUGUGCUCUUCCUUAUUCCGACAGUAAUUGUUUCUGGAAAACUGCAGAAGGGGUAUUUAUUAAACCCACAGACUUUUCUGUCGGAGCAACUGGACAUAUUCAUACAGAACUGUAAUACUUAUUUUAUUAGAUCAUUUGUAAAAUUGAUUAGGACCUUUUUUUUGUAUGUUUGAAUCACUCUGUGAUAUCGAUAUUUUUUUUGUUUUUAUUAAAAUUAUUUAUAUGAA
Parasteatoda tepidariorum (common house spider) is the source of this 937-nucleotide messenger RNA. RefSeq names its product stromal cell-derived factor 2. The record is from RefSeq and is a predicted model, not a curated record. Lineage: Eukaryota; Metazoa; Arthropoda; Arachnida; Araneae; Theridiidae.